AUGCCGAACUUUCCUAAAUCCCUCGCACGCUGCGACAUCGUAGCACAACUUUCUAAUCCCUCAAGAGGGACCACACGAAAAUGGAUAUCGAAAGGCGAACCGAUAGGGAGGGCACCGGGGCUGUAUAAAGACACCUCGGACUCGAUACGGAAAAACUGCACGAUCGUUAACGGUCUUAUUCUAUCUCACAGUCGCCAUCAAGAGACACAGCGGCUUUCUAGUCAUGCUUUGCGACACCUCAUUCACACACAGUCGUCGCUGUCGACGAGCCUAGAAACAACAACCAAUCUCGAAGAUGGCCCCCCGAAGAGUAUAAAAGACGAUGGCUCUCAAUUCCAUCCUAUUCCCACACGCCAGGUCGAGAUUGGCGGCAUUCACUUGUCAAAGUACGUGUCACAAAGUAUCAAGAAGAUAAAUCCGAAACGUCAAAAGGCCGCAUUGCGAUUAAAAGAGCGGAAAUUUAACUGGGCGAAUCCGAGCGAGGAAUUCAAACAAUCAAAAAGCCCCAUGAAACAUUACUCUAGGGAAGAGGCUGGAGUUCCUUUGAAGGUUAAAGAUUCAGUUAGGCGUGUGCAAUUAGCACUUCAACGUCAAGGGAGGUUUAUUACAAAAGAAUCUUUCAACCAUGAUAUCAAGAUUAGGCUGUCGACAAUGUUUUCCGCCGAAGGAAUCCCACAAUUAUGGCUCAACUACUUCCAAGCCCUCUAUACAUGCAAACAAGAAGGGAAAAUGGACUCCUGGCAUCCGCCGCCAUCAAUCGAUAAAGGCACUCACUACCUGCUUGAUGCUUUACGAGAGAAAGGCCUGAAGGGGUUUAAAGAAUUGUGGGAGGCAUAUGGAGAGCGUGCAAAGUGCAGACAAUGGCCUCUCGUCGCUCUUCGUAUAUUGAGCACUUGUCCUGCCCUGAUGCCGGACUUUUUGUUAGGUACAGAUUCUGCACCAUACCCGCCAUUCUCAAUGGUAAGCGACUGUAUGCUUUACCUUCACCUCUUCCACAAGGAGGUCGACCCCAAAGCUCGCCGAGCUGCUCUUCUUCAGUGCAUGGAUCCAGACAGAUGGCCAGUCGUGCUGCUAUCACAGCGUGGCGUCAGAUUGUACGCGAUGUAUGCGGGGCAGCAAAAUGCAUAUAGAGCUAUGGAAAUCAUGCGGUCGAGAGACUCGCAGAUCUCAGCUUCCACUUUAUUAGCUUUCAUGAAUGUAUGCACACAAGCUCGGGAUGUCAACAAAGCACUGGAGUGUCUCCGCGCAAUUGCUUUGAUGGAGGAUCGACAGGGGCUUUCGAUGAAUUCGGAAGCUGUUCUUCGUCACUGUUGCAAGCUUCUUGAAUUGGAUGAAGUGGUGGAGGAAAAGGGUGUGCGCAAUUUCAAGAUCCUGCCACAGGUUUUAAAGCUAGGAGUGACUCCGUGUCUUGAAAUGAUGAAUGUGGUUCUCUCAAACGCUUUCGCUACCGGAGAUCCCCAUCUUGGUCUUGACAUGCUGAACUAUAUGAAGGAACAGGGCAUGAAGUUCAGCUCCUACACCUAUGUGAUCUUACUCACCGAUGCUGUGGCUCGACAAGAUCGAGAUCGGGUCGAUGCUCUGCUACAUGAAAUCAACCUACAUCCAGAGCUCAAAGACAACCAAUUCAUUGCUUCCAAGGUAUUCCAUUCUCACUACAUAUUUGGUGCCAAGAAUGCCUUUCGUUCAGAUAACCCGGGCAGACAUCUUAUGGACUUGUUGGAUGUCUACUGUCGCUAUUAUGAUCCUACACCGCUCAAAGACCUUGGGAUUAUUCCAGAACGAUUCAAUACGAUCGACAUUCCAAAAGAAGCCCAACCAGGCAAGGUCAUAUUAAUGAUCAUGAUGGCAGCGUACCUAAGAUGCAACCCACGACAUGUGACAACAAUGCGGCUCUAUAAACGAUUCCGCGAACUGAUUGCUCAGAGACAUCCCGUCAUCGCACCACUAGCCCAACUCCCACAAAUAUACAACGAGUUCAUCAUCUCAUUCCGUCCAUAUGGUGCAGAUUUAAAUGAUUGCGUUUCGAUAGUGGAAGAUAUGGUUCGUGCAGAGCCCUUCGAGAUUGACGGAACUACCAUCUACCCUGCAAAGCCCAAUGACUAUACAUGGAACACAUUGAUGAGCGUCUUUGUCUCCCAACGUGAUGUGGAGGGUGUUGCCUCAGUUCGGGAAAUCAUGCAACAAAGCGGCAUCAAAUUCACCGAGGUAACAUGGGCCACGAUCAUCAACGGAACAGUGAGAAACCAAGAUAUUCCCGCCACAGUUGCUGCGUUGAAGGAAAUGGACGAAGCCGGAGUUGCGCCUGACAGUUUUACGGUCAAAGCAUUCCGUCUUGCUCACGACCCAGAGCGACUUCAGGCUGCAAUUGAGGCUCUUGAUAAAGAGACAGAGAAGCUUAUGGAGGAAGAAAUGAAAAUCAAGGAGCGAGAGACUGAUGAACUAUUGGAUCAGGGCCUCAGGCGUUUAGCUCUUGCUACAAAGGAGUCUUACUAA
Messenger RNA from Talaromyces marneffei, 2493 nucleotides. RefSeq lists its product as uncharacterized. The record is from RefSeq and is a predicted model, not a curated record. The transcript has a single exon. Gene Ontology annotation, molecular function: protein binding. Bases 1 to 2493 code for a protein of 830 amino acids. NCBI's taxonomy places the organism in Eukaryota, Fungi, Ascomycota, Eurotiomycetes, Eurotiales, Trichocomaceae.